AUGAUCCCCGUGUUGCAGCAGAUAGCACAGAUGAAGGCGCGCCUGCAGCAGCUGGUGGAGGGCGCCCACUACCCUGCCGCGCUGCAGCUGACGCCCCUUGCUUGCCCCCGCUUCCUCUACAUCCCUCUCAUGAUCCCAGUGCUGCAGCACAUGCAGCAGAUAGCACACAUGAAGGCGCGCCUGCAGCAGCUGGUGGAGGGCGCCCACUACCCCGCCGCGCUGCAGCUGUGCUCGCGCUGCCUCGUGCUCGUGGAGCAGAGCCGGUCGCUGUGGGCCAUUGGGGAUAUGAGCAGCAGCCUGGAGGGCUGGCUGGCGAGAGUGGUGGAUGAGGUGGACGCCAUUCUCUUCACAGUCUGCCGGCGCUACAACCCCACCGCCUAUGCCACAGUGCUCGACUCAUAUGCGGUGAUGAAUGGGCUGCCCGCCCUCGCGGAGAAGGUGCACAACUUCUUCUCCCAGGCUGUGGUGUCUGAGACGUAUGACAUCCUGCUGCAGUUCGUGGAGCAGGCUGUGGUGUCUGAGACUUACGACAUCCUGCUGCAGUUCGUCGAGCAGGUGGUGGGUGGACCAUGGCCUUCCAAGGCUGACCAGGCGAGUGCAAGCAGCAGCCAGUCUGGCUCUAACAGUGCAGCAGAGAAGGGUGGUGAGGAGAGCAGGGCGAGUGAGGAGAGUAGGGCGAGUGAGGAGAGCAGGGCGAGUGAGGAGAGCAGGGCGAGUGAGGAGAGCAGGGCGAGUGAGGAGAGCAGGGCGAGUGAGGAGAGCAGUGCUGCUCCUGACCGGUUUGAAGACUCGCUGUGCCUACCAGCUGCACAGGCUGUUGUGUUUGACGUCCCGGUCGAGGCGCAUGGCAGCAGUGGUGCUGGUGGCAGCAACAGCAGUGCUGCAGCGCCCACCAACAGUGAUGGUGGUUUCAGCGAUAGAGUGGUGGGUGCUAGUGGCAGUGGCGGCGAGCAUUGGGACUUUUUGCAAGACGUGCAAGAUGAUGUGGACAGGAUGGAGGGGCGAGUGAGAGAAGCGAAAAGGGAAGUUGCGGCCAGUGAGCCAAUGCCAGCUGUCCCGUCGCCGGCCAGUGAGCUGACGCCAGCUGUGCGGGAGGCGGCAGCAGCAGCAGUGAGGGGCGCGCUGGAGAAGGGCCGCAAGACGGUGUGGGAGCUGGCUGCUCGAAGGGUGGCGGCUCUGCUGUCCGCUCCUCCUGUGUGCUCCGGCACGUCAGAGCAGUUCCUGCAGAUCCUGUGCCUGGUGGAAGACUUUGUGCUGGCAGGGGAGGCGUUUACUCAAGCGGAAGCGGGGAGCCUGAGGGCCAAGAUGGGCCGGCAGUGCGACCAGUUUUUCAGGAACUACCACCGCCAGGCACUGGAGGUGCUGCGUAUGAUGGUGGAGAGGGAAACUUGGCAGCCGCUGCCUCCCUCUUCCCUGCAAGCCCCCGAGGUGCAACAUCUCAUCUCUGCCCGCUCCACACUCGCCCGCUCGCCGGCCAAAAUGCUCACCUCGUCCUCUCCCAGCGACUCUGCACUCUCCGUGGGGCGAGAUGGGGCGAGCGGGGGAGGCAUGGGAGGAGUGGGAGGGGAGAGAGGCGGAGAGGCAGGGCGCGUCCUUUCAUGCUACGUUCGCCCUGCCCUCCUCCCCGUGCUGCUCUUGGCCUGUCCUCCUCCCCAUGCCCCCAUCACCACUCCACCCGUGCCCCCCCUCCUGUCGGCCCUCCCCCUGUUGGCCCUCCCCCUGUUGGCCCUCCCCCUGUCUGCCCUUCCCCUGUCUGCCCUCCCCCUGUCUGCCCUCCCCCUGUCUGCCCUCCCCCUGUCCGCGCUCCACCCUGCCAGGUUGAUGGACUACCAGGUCACUCUGCUGUUCUCUCUUGGACCUAUCUCAGCUGACGUCAUCAUGUCCGUGUGGCAGCUCUUCGACCUCUAUCUCAUCACAGUAUUCCGCAUCUUCGGUCAUCGGGAGGCCUUUGCUGCCCUGCGUUCUGCCGACCCUGCCGCUGCCCACUUGCUAUCCCCCAAGCUACGCGCCGUACUCACCAAAAUUCUGACUAAGUUCGAAGCCAUGGGGCUGCGCCCUCCCUCACCUCCUCCUCUCUCUUCCCCAUGCUCACCAAGAUCCUGCACAAGUUUGAAGCCAUGGGCCUGCGCCCUCUCUCUCCACCUUCCUUCCCCUCUUUCUUUUCCAUCACCCUUCCCGCUCCCCCUUUCCUCCCUUUCUCUUGCUACCCACACAGUGCUGUCCCCCAAGCUACGUGCCGUGCUCACCAAGAUCCUGCACAAUCUGUUUGACGGCAAGACCGGCACCAGGGUGCUCAUCUCCUCCUCCAACUUCUACGCUCUCAGGGAGCGGUGUGUAGCGAUCGAGUCGCUUCUGUGGCUCUCCCACGUGGUGCAGGCAGCACGGCAACGCUUCCUCUCGCACCUGCCCAAGGCGUCCUGGCCACUGCUCGAGUCCUACACCUCUGAAACGGUUAGUCACUCUUAA
Molecule: messenger RNA, 2466 nt
Organism: Closterium sp. Yama58-4
Lineage: Eukaryota; Viridiplantae; Streptophyta; Zygnematophyceae; Desmidiales; Closteriaceae
Source: the annotation of a GenBank genome assembly